CUAUACACACCUGAAACCUCUCUCUCUCUCUCUCUCUCUCUCUGUGUCUGUGGUUGGGUGUGGGGUUUCGGUUGCGGAUGGAGGGAUUGCCAACCACCGUGAAGGCGGAGCGGCGGUGGAGAUCGAAGCCCCUCCAGACCUCGCGCCCUUCCAUCGUCAUGGCCUUCUUCUCUUGCGUCGCCUGGCUCUACGUCGCCGGCAGGUUGUGGCAAGAUGCGGAGAACAGGAAAUUGCUGACUAAUCUUCUCAGUAAGAACUUGGACAAGAGGCCAAAAGUACUGUCACUCGAAGACAAAUUGGCAGUCCUGGGAUGCAAAGAUCUGGAGAGAAGAAUCGUUGAAGCUGAGAUGGAAUUAACUUUAGCUAAGAGUCAGGGGUACCUCAAAAACCAGAUUCAGAAAAGCAACACUGCUUCUGGUCAAAAGCUUCUUGCUGUGAUUGGUGUUUAUACUGGAUUUGGCAGUCGUUUAAAGAGAAAUGUGUUUAGAGGGACAUGGAUGCCUAAAGGUGAUGCAUUGAGAAAGCUUGAGGAAAGAGGAAUUGUUAUACGUUUUGUAAUUGGUCGGAGUGCUAAUCGAGGCGACAGCCUAGAUCGCAAUAUUGACGAGGAAAAUCGCACGACUAAAGAUUUCUUGAUCCUCGAAGGACAUGAGGAAGCUCAAGAAGAGUUGCCCAAGAAAGCUAAGUUCUUCUUUAGUACUGCAGUUCAAAUGUGGGAUGCAGAGCACUAUGUGAAAGUUGAUGACAAUAUUAACCUUGAUUUGGAGGGGUUAAUCGAAAUGCUGGAUCGCCGUCGUGGUCAAGAUGGUGCUUACAUUGGGUGCAUGAAAUCAGGAACCGUGAUUACAGAAGAGGGAAAGCCUUGGUAUGAACCUGAUUGGUGGAAGUUUGGAGAUGAAAAGUCGUAUUUCCGGCAUGCAUCGGGUUCACUGCUUAUACUCUCAAAAAAUCUGGCGCAGUAUAUCAAUGUAAACAGCGCAUCGCUGAAGACUUAUGCUCAUGACGAUAUAUCAGUCGGAUCUUGGAUGAUGGGUCUUCAAGCAACAUAUAUAGAUGACAAUCGUCUUUGUUGCAGUAGCAUUAGACAAGACAAGGUAUGCUCUGUGGCUUGAAGAUAGGAUGAGCUUCCUUGGACAGUGUUCUAUUCAUGGCCAACUUGCUCCUGGAUUUGUUUGUUUUGGGAUUCGGUGAUCCAAACAGACACUGACGUUGAUGUCUCCAUGUUACACUAGCACUAGUGAGCUGCAUAGAUCAUUUUUUUUAGUGUAGAUAUAAAUUACAGAAUGUUUUCUGGAGAGAGGAGAA
This is a messenger RNA of Eucalyptus grandis, 1305 nucleotides long. Its product is annotated as hydroxyproline O-galactosyltransferase HPGT3. The coding region runs from base 78 to 1112 and encodes 344 amino acids. The transcript has 12 exons. Gene Ontology annotation, cellular component: Golgi membrane. NCBI's taxonomy places the organism in Eukaryota, Viridiplantae, Streptophyta, Magnoliopsida, Myrtales, Myrtaceae. The record is from RefSeq and is a predicted model, not a curated record. Gene Ontology annotation, molecular function: hexosyltransferase activity.